Molecule: messenger RNA, 2514 nt
Organism: Penicillium mononematosum
Lineage: Eukaryota; Fungi; Ascomycota; Eurotiomycetes; Eurotiales; Aspergillaceae
Exons: 7
Coding region: 1-2514 (837 amino acids)
Biological process (GO): nuclear-transcribed mRNA catabolic process, nonsense-mediated decay
Cellular component (GO): telomerase holoenzyme complex
Molecular function (GO): protein binding; telomerase RNA binding; telomeric repeat DNA binding
Source: RefSeq, a predicted model, not a curated record
AUGGCGCCCUCGUUCACGGAUGCCUGGAAGACUGCGAUAGAAGCUGAGAAGGAGCUUCUGCAAUGUUUCUCGCAAGAACGGCGCACAUUCGAUGAAUUCGAACAUUUCCUUUCCGAGUUCCGGACCUCUUCUCAAAAUGCCAUCCUUCUUGACUUCAACGCUGCCCGCAAGGUCGAUGUGGAGAGUCGCCUUUGGGAUGCGCACUUGAAAGUGAACAAUCGGUUUCGCAAGCAGUUGCUUCGCUUUCGCGAAGAGCACGGCAAGAAGAAACCAGUUGAGAGGCGGAAACUCGAACGCCAUUACCUCGACUUCAUCAAGUCAAGCCAGCGGUUUUACCGAGGAUACAUCCAGCAUCUGUCGUCGCGCUUUGGGGGCAUUGUUGAGUUGGAGAGAGUUGCGCGCAAAUUCAACUUUGAGAGUAGGUCAAAGACACAAGCUGCGCGCAAGGUUUCUAGACACGCUGACCCCAUGUUAUCUCCAGAUCUGUCCGGCCAACCUCCCAUCAAGCCCUCCAAUGAUCUGCGCAGGCUCAUUCUUCAGUCAUGCCACGCAACCCUUAUCCGGCUAGGAGACCUUUCCCGCUAUCGCGAAGCGGAACUCGUCAGCAAAGAUCGCAACUGGGGCCCUGCCAUCGGCUAUUAUGAUUUGGCAUCGGUGAUCAACCCUGCAUCGGGUGCAUCUCAGAACCAAUUGGCAAUCAUCGCUCUCGCAGAUGGAAAUCAUCUUCGUGCUACAUACCAUCUCUACAGAGCUCUUUCAGCUCAAGAGCCUCAUCCUACUGCAAAGGGCAAUUUGGAGAUUGAACUCCGAAAAAUAAUGAGCGCCUGGGCUAAACGAGAGCUGAUCCGCCCCCGAAGAUGCCGAGAACGGUCACUAGAAGGGACACUUCAAAAGUUCUGUCUCAUCAAUAUUGCGGCCGAGGACCUUGCUAAGGUCCGGUCCAUCGAGGAGUCGGUCUUGGAUGCACGCGUCUUUUUCCAGCGCAUCAAUGUGAAGACAUUCUUCACCUUGCUACAAAUACUUUUGGUCGAACUUGAGCGGACUGCUUCUUUUGAAGAUCCGAACAGCAAAGACGCAACGCCUAUCCCGGACAAGGUGUCUGUGGUUGCUCGCCGAAUCUUGCCCGCGCUUCGCCAUUACAGCUCCUGGCUACUUACAAAUAGCCAGUCCCUAGUUGAGCAGAAAGAGGAAAAGGAUUCGGCGCUCUCGAUUCAAAUCAAAGAGUUCUGGAAAAUUUAUGCCGGUACGCUGAGCCUGCUCGCAUCCUCUUUCGAUGUGGUUAGCCUUCCCGAGAUCGAUUAUCUAUUGGAAGAAGAUGAGGAAAGUCUUGGUUUUGCGCCUCUGGAUCAGGAUGCCACUUCUCGCCGAUACAUUGGAGGUGGUGAUCAGCCAAAGCCCCGGAUGCAUGAUCUUGGGAUUGAAAGAAGCCACCCCAACAUGGAAAUGCUCUAUCGAAUUCGUGAAUUCGUGAUUGAUGGACUUGACUUGGUUGUGAGAGGAAAAAUCCCGGUGGCUCUUGUGGAUAGCGAAGAUAAGAAGACAUUUAUCUAUCAGGAAGAGGAUCUGCCUUCGCAAUUCUAUUCUAGCCCCCAUGGCCGCCAGCAUGCACUUUCCGCUGCCAGCAUCGAGCGCGAGGAUAUCCCCCAGGCCGUUCAAAAUCCAUACUCUGCGGCAGAAGCCCAAAGUCUGUUUGGCGGUUCCCAGUCUGCAUCGGCAUCCAUGUCCGCCAACAUGCAUCAGAUCGUUGAGGGCGUUGAGCGACUUGUUGACUCGGACACGUAUGAAACCCCGCCAAAUGACCAAUUUGCUUUCAUGAGCUCCGGGGAGAUAUCGACACCUACGCAUGUCUCACCCAAUAUCAAUGCUUAUCCGUUCCGUGACGAAAACUCUCCACCACUCAGCACCCCAAUUGCCCCUCCACCUGGGCUUGGUCCACCUGCCAUGAAUACAGCUGAGCCCCUCAGGGUGCCAUCGACUCAAUCAUAUACCCCACGGCCUGCCAUCCCCAGCCUCCCCAGCAUUUGGACGCCGCUGAGAGACACUGCCCCUCCACGAACGCCUCCUGGCCUUGGUCCACAACCUGGCCAACGGGCUCCGCUUCACCCCAUGGCUGCUGGAAAUACCAUGCCAUCUGAGCGCUCACCGUCGCAAGAUCAGAUAGCAAAUGAACUCAUGCUCCGACAGCACCUAAUGGCCCAGACCCAGUUUUCAGACUCGCUGGAUGUAGGAUCAAUGCCCACGCCGUGGACAUCAUCCAACCGUCCCACCGUCAGCGGCUGGGAUCAUGGCCGAACGACCUUCGGUGCAUUUGAACUGCCGAGCCAGACAACGUCCAGCAGCCUGGGACAUCCCUCGUGGGCCAAUGAAGCUUUCAUUGCCAGCAGCCUCGCUGGGGCAACUCCUACAACUCGGGAAUUGGAGGGCGCAAGCCUGCAACGCAGCUUGGAGCAGUCGGUCAAACUCCUCCCUGUGGCCAAGGAGGCUGAUUCGAACAUGCAAGCUCUCAAAUUUUAG